Pogona vitticeps (central bearded dragon) is the source of this 762-nucleotide messenger RNA. Lineage: Eukaryota; Metazoa; Chordata; Lepidosauria; Squamata; Agamidae. The record is from RefSeq and is a predicted model, not a curated record.
ACUCACCCGUGGUCUGUCUUUCCCUUCUUUCUCUCAUGCCAUGCAGGUUUUCGCCGCAGUGACCGAGAUGACUACUUGAAAGAGCUGUACGAGACGGCGAACAAGUAUCACCUCUUCCACAGCCUGGCUCUCUUAGCUGUGCCCCACUGCCGCUACCCCAUGAUGGCUGGGAGCAUCCUUUUGACAGGUAUGGGGUUGUUUUGUGGCCCCUUGUACUACAACGCCAUCUCCGGAGACCCCACGUUCAACAAGGCGGCACCCUUUGGGGGAAGCCUCCUCAUCCUUGGCUGGCUCGCUCUCGUUCCCUGAAGGAGACUUCCCCGUUCGGUCGCUUCCUGCUUUUUUUCUUCCCUUAAACCCAGCCUGAUGACGGCCUUCCUGGUCUUUCUGUGCUACUUUUGGUACGUUUCCAGGAGCGAAGCAUGUUAUAACAGUGGAAGACAAAGAGGAACGCUUCUUCCACGCGUGGUCAAGCGUGUGUUGAUUGAGCCUGGGGUCAUUCAUUAAGGAUGGCCUUUCCUCUUUUGCCCAGAAAUCCUCCUGCACAGUUCAUGAAAUGUUACCCCCCCCCUUUUUUUAAAAAAGCAAGAAAACAACACUAAAUGGCAGUGACAAUUAGAAUAAAGUUACGAUGGGAAGAGGGAUGACGGGAUCAUGUCAAGCAAACUGUAGGAGCCUUGAUGGAAUUUACCUCUGUGGUGUUCCUCUUUUUAAAACAAAAUCAGUGACUUUGUACAAAUUUAAUAAAAGAAUGGGAUUUUA